Messenger RNA from Ctenopharyngodon idella (grass carp), 1181 nucleotides. Its product is annotated as TLR adapter interacting with SLC15A4 on the lysosome. Bases 151 to 975 code for a protein of 274 amino acids. Gene Ontology annotation, biological process: regulation of toll-like receptor signaling pathway. NCBI's taxonomy places the organism in Eukaryota, Metazoa, Chordata, Actinopteri, Cypriniformes, Xenocyprididae. The transcript has 2 exons. The record is from RefSeq and is a predicted model, not a curated record.
CCUCAUUGGAGCAUAAAACUGAAGAACAACUUUCACUUACGAUGAAAUAAAACCCUACACAACAGUGCUUAAAAACUGCAGAGACGCUGGAGACAGAACCACACAGAACCACCUCAGCUCAAUAUUCAGAGAUUCUUCAGUAGAAAAAAGAUGCUGUGUGAAGGUAAGCUGUGGAGUUUGGUGUAUGAAGCUGAACCUGAGUGUGUAAAUCCUCCUACAUGUGGCACAGUCACAGCACCAUCAUCGUCUCCGCUGACUCAUUCCCUCUCAGCACAAACCCCUGUCCACUCACCUCUAGAAACACACACAAAAAUGACCCGGACCAAGACCCAGCAGAGUGAUGCUCACCUUUCCUCUACUGCCCCUGUGGCAGGACAGCAACCCGCCCUAGGUGUUGAUAUCCCCAGGCAGGCAGACACCCCAGAAGCAGAGGCCUUUUUAGUGCCUUCGAGUUGCCACAGCAUCUGUCAGCAUUACAACGAUUUACAUAUUGCUGGUGGCCAGGUGCUGCCGCUUAGCCCUAGUGCAGGGGACGUACAGGGCAAUCACAUUCAGGACCCCCAACCUGGGCCCUUUCUUCUGUCUGGAGAUGUCCCCUCACCCUCCCUCCUGCCUCCUCUUGUCCACGAGUACAGGGGCUCGAGGCGCUGGAGGGAAGAAAGUGGGCGUGAACGUCCCUCUCUUCUGCAGUUCGGCCAGCCCCUCUCUAAUUCACAGCUCAAUGGCUACCUGGAACAGAAGCUUCUGGAGCUGUACAGACAGCACCUGACCGAGGGGCCCACAGCGACAGGGCCGGUCAUGGCCUCUGAGCUACUGCAGACCAGCCUUGACCAAAUGACCCUCCAGCUGAGCCGUGAACAGAACAUGGAGACGGCACGAGCCAAAGACAUGCUGCUCAGCUGCCUGCUGAGAGUCACCAGCAGUUAUCAGUCCAGCGAAAUCAGCACCCCUCUACUGCAGAUCUCCACUGAGUGAGUUUGAUAUGAGAGAAAAGAUGAAAUACAAGAGGAGGAAAGAAACGUUGUGGCAGUAAGACCAAGGAGAUGGACUUUCACGUGUAAUGUGUAACAAGUUUGAAACACUAGCUUGAAACACGUUAAUCAGUGAUUCUGUAAAUUUUAACGUAAUAGUAAUUCUGAAAAAUGCAACUGUGCAAAAUAAAUAAAAUGUAUUAAUUAAAA